Molecule: messenger RNA, 4540 nt
Organism: Oldenlandia corymbosa var. corymbosa
Lineage: Eukaryota; Viridiplantae; Streptophyta; Magnoliopsida; Gentianales; Rubiaceae
Source: the annotation of a GenBank genome assembly
UGCUGAAUUUCGAGGUUGGUACAUUGGGAUUGUUUAUGUGUUUUCUGCCUCUUGUUAGAAUUGUUUCUGGGCUGAUUAAAGUUUCUUUCUUGGGAAAUUCAGUUAUGAAAUUCUUGUUGAGACCUAAUUGGAAAAAGAACUUUAACUGGGAUAGCCUUUGUUGAAAUUAGAUAAAGGGAUGGGAUCAUGCUUUUCAUCAUUCUAUCAAAUUUUCUUGAAUGGAUGUCAUUGUUCUUUGUUAGUGUUAAUUUGGGGCCAGGGCGUGCAGGGUUUAUGUUGCAACUUAAUGUCACUACUUGAUUUACACAGUGCUGGGAUGUUACUAUUGAGCUUCAUUGCUCAUGCUUUCCGUUAGAUGAUAUGUCGCGAAACUUUUGACUUAUUUAAACAAGCCGUGCCCUUGCUUAGAAAAGACUACUCCUUCAGAAACUUGUAAUGAAAUGAUUCCAUUAUUUCUCCUGAUUGUUCACUCCUGAGAUCUAAUGCUUCCUUGAUAAUCCUUGCAGUCAUUACAAGUACAUUUGUUAUGGUAUUUAUUUGUGUAGUAAGAUUUGGAAAAUUUUAAUAGGCUACUGAAUUUGUACCUGUGGCAUUUUUUGUUUGAAAUUUCCUUAUGCAACAUGUAUUAUUUGAGCACAUUAACGCUUUUCUUUUUAGAAAAAUUUAGAAAGUUGUGGUGAUCUGAUUGUCCUACUCUCUUAUAUGUCACACGUGGCAUUCGACAGAGUAGUCACUUGUCCUUAUCUAUUUAUUUAUUUAUGCAAAUUUAUAUAUCAGUCCCUUCUAUAUCAAAUGUGGGAAUGCAUCAACUUAAGUUAGUUUCUCCAUGAUAUAGUUUCCUUUUUACUUUGAUGAAGCGGUGAUCUCUAUGCACUAUAUCAUUGCCUACAGCGAUGUAGUCAAAUAGUUUCUUAUUUCUGUAAAAUUUUGUUUUAUACACCUUGGAGCUGGAUCAACUGAAAACCUCAUCAUCUUUCGGAAACUUUGCAGGAUUAAAUUUUUUUUCGCAUCGAUGGCUAAUAAUUCUCAAUAUACAGGAAUGCAGCCUCAUCGUCCUCCUUUGGUUGCACCUCUUGGCCCUCCUCAAAGUGCUCUUCCAUCUUUGUCCCUACAAUACCGGCCAGUGGUCCCACAGCAGCAGGCGCAGUCAUAUGUUGGUUUACCUCCUCAACAAUUUCAGCCCAUCGGACAUGUAAAUCUAGUAAUGCCGCCUCCCCCUCCUUCUCUUCCUCCUCCUGCUCAGAUGUUUCAUCAACCAAUGCCGCAGCUCCCUGCUAGAUCCGUUGCUGCAGGAGAUAGUCAACCUCAUGCGCAGGCACUUCCUGCACCAGAUCUUCAACAAAACGGACCUUCUGCAGCUAUAGCCACACAGGCUCAACAGAAUAUGCCGGGCUUUGGUGGGCCCAGAAUGCCUUUUUCUGCUUCAAAUACUCCGCAGCAAAAGAAUUUGGAUUCGGGUGCUGAACACCAACCAGUUCUCCAGAGUGCAAAUUUUCCUGUUGAUGGACAAUCUUGGUUGCCAACUGGAAAUCAGAGUAUAAAACCUGCCACGCCAGUGCUGCAUUCUGGGGAACCAGGUCAAAUUGCCCCAAUUCAAGAAGUAACCCCGAUGUCUAUCCCUAAGGAAAUGAUUCCACUUCUUUGGAUAGAACACACUGGUCGUAAAGGAAAAACGUAUUAUUACAAUAGGUUGACUAGGCUUUCUACAUGGGAGAAGCCUAUAGAGUUAAUGACCCCAAUUGAGAGGGCUGACGCAUCCACUGACUGGCGAGAAUAUACUAGUCCUGAUGGUAGGAAAUAUUUCCACAAUAAAGUCACCAAACAAUCAAAAUGGAGGAUUCCAGAUGAAGUCAAGUUGGCUCGUGAAAAAGCAAAUUUGGAUUCAUCAACACAGGAGACAAAGGGAGUUAUUUCUCAUGCCUCCACUACUGUAUCUACUUCUGGAGUGAGUUCUUCGCCUUCCAAGACAGAAGCUCCCAAUUCUCAAACUCAACAGGCAGUAUCAAGCUCAACUACUGCAGCACUUGUUGUAACUGAACCAUCCGUGACAACUCCUGUGUCUUCAACCUCACCCACAGAGGUUUCUCCAAUGAUAGUUGGUGGGGUCGAAACACAGAGUUCUUUAGAAUCAUCCACUCCUGUUGUUGUUCCAGACAAGGAUCCCUUGUCGGGUGGGUUGGAAUCUACUGAUGCAAAACCAAUAAAUAGUUCGGCUGUUGUGUCAACCCCAGAUGCCAUAGCUUCGGUUGCUGGAGUUUCUCCAGUAGAUAGUGAGGAAGCCAAAAACAUCAAGGAAUAUGGAACAUCUGAAGAGAAAGCCUUUGAUCAGGGACAAGUUGUUUAUGAGAACAAGCUGGAGGCUAAGAACGCCUUUAAAGCACUUCUGGAAACAGCAAAUGUUGGAUCAGACUGGACAUGGGAUCAGGCCAUGAGAGCUAUAAUUAAUGAUAGAAGAUAUGGAGCUUUGAAAUCCCUUGGUGAACGGAAACAAGUAUUUAAUGAGUUUUUGAGCCACAAGAAAAAACAGGAAGUUGAAGAAAGACGUGCGAGACAAAAAAAGGCACGGGAAGAUUUCAAGAAAAUGUUAGAAGAAUCUAAAGAGCUUACAUUAUCUACAAGAUGGAGCAAAGCACAAUCUAUGUUUGAAGAUGAUGAGCGAUUUAAAGCCAUUGACCGAGCUAAGGAUCGUGAAGAUAUUUUUGAGGAUUAUAUGGAGGAACUUCAGAAGAAGGAGCGUUCAAAGGCUAUGGAAGAGCACAAGCGUAACAAAGCAGAAUAUCUAGAGUUCUUGAAAACCUGUGACUUCAUAACGGCAAGUAGCCAGUGGAGGAAAGUGCAAGACCGCUUAGAAGCUGAUGAAAGGUGCUCGCGCCUGGAAAAAAUUGACCGCUUGGAACUAUUUCAGGAAUAUCUCCGCGACCUAGAGAAGGAAGAGGAAGAGCAAAGGAAGUUGCAGAUGGAAGAACAAAGAAAAGCAGAGCGUAAAAAUCGUGACGAGUUUCGUAAGCUGAUGGAAGAGCAUGUUGCGUCAGGCAUGCUUACAGCUAGGACUCUCUGGCGUGAUUAUUGCUUGAAGGUUAAAGAUGCGCCUGCAUAUAUUGCUGUUUCAUCAAACUCCUCUGGAUCAACUGCCAAAGAUCUUUUUGACGUUGUUGCUGAGGAGCUCCAGAGAAAGUAUCAGGAUGACAAAGCCCUCAUAAGAGAUGCCGUCGAGAUUGGAGAGAUCACUCUGACAUCAGGUUCGACUAUUGACGACUUCAGGGCUGCUAUUAUGAAGGAUCUUAGUUCAUCAGUGUCUGAUGUUAACUUAAAAAUUGUUUUUGAGGAACUACUAGAGAGAGCAAAGGAGAAGGAAGAAAAAGAAGCUAAGAGGCGGAAACGCCUUACUGACGAAAUUUAUCAAUUUUGUCUUAAUUCAAAGGAAAUUACUGCUUCUUCAAGGUGGGAGGAAUGCAAACAAUAUGUUGAAGAAAGGCAAGAAUCACCUUUGGCUGAUCAAUAUUUUCAUUUCACUUAUUAUACAUCUAUAAACAUCUGCAACAUUUGAAUGUUGCAAAAUUUAGUAAUUGGAGGAAUCAUAUCCUGUCGAGUUUUCUCCCCAUUUGGCUGUAGAGCUGCUCAAAGAUCACACUUGCGUAACUCUCUGUUAUAGAGAACCCUAUUAUACGAAUCUCGUUUUCUUGGUAAUUUGAUAGGUUGAUGAAAGUCAUCACGCUCAGUGACUUUGAAACAGACACCAUCAGUUAUAGUAUUUGAAAGGGAAUCUGUCCUGAGCUGAAAGGGUUUGAUAGAGCAAAUAGGUUCUGGAUUGAUCCUGUUGUCGUCUGUGAGCACCCUUCAUUUGCUAGCAUGGACUACCUUAUUUAGAAAAGGAGAGAGAUCAAAUCUAAAAAGGUGUAUCUUUAGACUUAUCCGGACAAGCUUAACAAAUAUUGGAGUUUCUAUGGACUAUGGAUUUGGUGGGAUAUAUGGGAAAAUUUCAAAAAUUUAAGUACACGGAGGAUGUUAAUUUGAUAAAUACUUGGGUAUCAACCAUUAUGGUUGCGGAAACUCACUGGUUAGAGGAUUGCUCAGGGAAGUGAAGUCUAUUAGAUGUCGUUAUUUGUUAUACGGCAAUCUGUAACCCAGUAACAAUGUGUUGGCUGGCGGUUGUUGAAAUUGUCAAUUUGUGUGGGUGAGCUUUACUGGCUCCAAUGGUUUGAGUUAAAGGUAGUUGAUUGUUCUGUAAUCUUUUUAUUUCAGGCCUUUUGAGUAUGUCAAGGCUGUUACUUGGAUACUUUGUAAGAAUGCUAGCUUUAUACUAAACUACCUGUUUGGAAAAAAGGAGAAAAAAAAAAAAACCUACCUGUUUGGUAUAUAAAGUAAUACGGUUCAUUUAUUCUAGAAAUAUGAAUGUUCUACCCUCUUCAAUGUUAAUCACUUGCUUUGGCUAAUUCUAGGUUUCAUGCUUCAUUGAGUCCUCAAAGUUUCUACUGUUUUUUUUUUUUUUAAUUGGUUUGGUGAGAUUUCUCUUUGGUGUCUAUUGACAGAGCUGAUUUUA